This is a messenger RNA of Harpegnathos saltator (Jerdon's jumping ant), 7807 nucleotides long. RefSeq names its product forkhead box protein A1. Bases 4017 to 5945 code for a protein of 642 amino acids. The record is from RefSeq and is a predicted model, not a curated record. NCBI's taxonomy places the organism in Eukaryota, Metazoa, Arthropoda, Insecta, Hymenoptera, Formicidae. The transcript is spliced from 10 exons. Gene Ontology annotation, biological process: regulation of transcription by RNA polymerase II. Gene Ontology annotation, molecular function: transcription cis-regulatory region binding; DNA-binding transcription factor activity, RNA polymerase II-specific.
CGGCUGGCCUGGGAGGGUAUCAACGACGCCUGCUGCGGAGCGAAUUUCGCAGGCCGUGUGAUUUGCAUAUCUCGCUUCGCGGUUCGCCCGUGGCCGCGCGAACGCCACGCCGAGAACGCGUCGCAGCUACUUGGCUGACCCCGACGACCGACCGUUCGCGAUGUCGACCGGAUCGCUUUUGAGGUGUUUGCCCGGACCAGAUCGCCGCGACGAUGCUGCGGCCGAGGGACGAAGAAGCUCGAUGCUGUGUGACCCAGAUUGAGGAAACUCGAUUGAUACUGAUAUAGGCAUAUGACGAAUCAUUCUGAGAAACACAACUGUGUACCUCAUAUGGAUAAAAAUAGAACAGACAAAAUUGUUGAUUCUUCUCAACACUCAUACGGAUAUUGCACAGACAGAAUGGGAAUAUCUACUGGUCGGCACUCGUAUGGAUUAGCAGAGCAACGUUCAUGUUCCUGGGAGACAAAGUACAUAAGAGUGCAAUAUCCAAAUAUAAUUAGCAGACUCAAAUUGAGCGAUGAAUGUUUAUUGAAUGCACACAACAAGAAUCUUGCAAAAAUUAGUGUUAGUACACAUGUUAAUGUUGUACACAAAGAUGUCAUGGCUAUCAUCAAUCUCGGUAGAUUUCAUAUAUCUAGAUGUCCAAUUAUAAAUUUUGGUCCAUAAAAUGCUUAGUUUGUGCAAAUAUUUGACAUUUGAUGAGCAUUCUAUCUUGGAACAUUUUACCAUUGAACUAUUGAGUGAAAGGAGAGAAACAAAAUCCUAUGCGGCGUAUAAUGCAGAUGUCCGAAUAUGUUCUGUACCAAUAUCGUGUUAAUUCAAAAGUACCAAGAAGAAGCUGUCAACAAUUAAUUCUGGUUUAUUUUUCAAGCAUAUGAAUGAUAUGCUUAUUAUCAAAAGUGCCUCUGCAUUGAGCAAUUGCAAUUUCAUGAAGCAAGUCGAUUUAUCCCCUUCAUAUUAGAAUACCAAAGCUAUAUAAUUUCAAGAUUUUAAUAUUGUUGGAAAUUUGUUGUUUCUCAAGAGGCUAUAUACCACUGAAGGAUGUAACAUGAAGGAAACAAUUAUAUGCAAUUCUGUCAACUCAAUAUCUACUAAUAAAUUAAUAUCAGUAAGAGAAUAUCAAAAUAUACUCACAAUGAAGAGGAAGAAAAAGUUUCUAACAUGUAAUAUUCUAAGAAUAUUACAUUAUUGCAAAGGAAUAAAUGAUCGAAACAAGGAUACAUACACAGAAGAUGAUGUGGACAUAGGACAACAAUAUAAACUUCAAAAAAAUCAUCGCCCUUAGUGUGGAGAAUAAUGAUUUGAACUUUUCAAUACAAAAUGUACAAAGAAGCAAUGCUACAAAUGAAUAUACAUGAAUAAGACUAAAGCAAAUAAUCACAGCUCAUACAAAGAAAGAUGAUCUAAAGGUAACUGCUGCCAAGUGUAAGAUGAAACUUAUUAAACAAUAGCAUGUAAUUGUCUUUGAAGUGUGAUAUACUUAGAGUAUACCAACAGCAUCUUCGAAACAUGCUUGGAGAGAAUCUUCCAAGAUCAACGGUGCAAAAUGUACAAGACAAAUACUCUAUUUGUACAAGAGCUAUCAACGAAGAGGCUUGGCUGUUAAUUUCAACGGCGAACCAAAGAUUACGACGAAGCGCAAGUUUUCACCAGGCACAGAGGCUGCUGAUGCUAGAAGAAAAUUGCAGAGAAAGAGGCAACGUUUCAUGCAAAGUUAGCUUCACAGGGAAAGAGCACGACUGGAAGAGUGCUACGUGACAAGUGCGGUAUACGUUUACCUGAGACCGAAGUCAAUAAACCCUAGUGCGCCACGUAUGUAUGUGGUACGAGUGUGUGCCUACAUGUAUGUGUGUGUGUGUGUGCGCGUGCUUCCCGCCAUUAUCGCGCGUAUUGUAGUUCAUUCUUAACGCGGUGUGCUACCCGACUCCCCUCCGUAGUGGUGUGAUGGACUCGCCCGUCGUGUUCGUUUCUGUUUCGCGGCUCGGCGAACGUUCCCGGUCGUUUCCGCGCCGAAAAUCACGGCCGUUCGGGCGUUCGCGCGUCGCGGAGAAGUCGCGCGCCGCUUUUGGACCGCGCGAUCUGUCAAGAUACAACGGCACGCACCGCUACAGCGAGUGACUUCUCUCGUGCGCGCUGUGUUGUGUUUGGGUUCGGCCAUUUUCCCCCGAGUAGGGGGGUUAGGGUGUGAGUUUCGCUGUCAAUUGUCGCGACUCGCGGAUCUUGUGCUGGCUCCUUAGGAAACGUUCCGGGCGCGGCCGCGAUGAACGAUCGCGUCGGUGCGGUCGGCGCGAUCGGCAGCCGCGGUGCUACGCCUCCGAGAGCACCGUGAGAAAAUUGUCCGAUUCCUUGUCAGCCAUGUGCAUUGCGGCGCAUCGUUCAAAACGUCCUCACACCCCUGCCCACGGCCGGCGAAUAGAGCGCCUGCUGUGCGGCCACGUGACCGCGCCCAGCCAAUCGGCGCCGCGAGAUUUGAAAUCGUGCGUGGUCUUUGUUCCACGGGGCUGCUGCUCGUGUCAACGUUGUGCUUCAGUUCCGUAAAGGGGGCCCCGUGUCUCGGUGUCGGUUUAUACAUGGUCGCUGUCGAAAAUCGCGCCUACCGCUCGUAAAUGUAUGAGUGUGAAAGUGGCGGCGGCGAAGGUGCACGGUGUUUCAGCUCGAGCGUCGAAAACACGACGUUUCCCGCUGAUCGAUACGUUUGAGUCGGACUCUUGGAGUUAUCCGAGCGUUACACGUCGAUUAGUCGAAUCUCGAGAGGAAAGAGACUGGAUAAAAGUGUCCGGGACAGUAAGAAGGACGAGAGAAGAACGGCAAAGAAAGCCGCGAUUAGCUGCGAAAGAACGUGAUGCGCGCGCGGUGCGUAGUCGAAAAGAGAGAAGAGAAAAGAAAAUUACGGUAGUCUCGAUUAUCUCUCGUUGCGGCAGGUACGUCUUUUUACACAGGUCAUACAGUUAUGAAUUAAGAGAGAGAAGAGAUAAACCGUUGUUCUUUUUGUGCACCGCAGCUCGUGGCGUAGCGCAAAUAGGAGAAGGCGCGCAUCGCUCGGUCGACGAUAAGCUCGCCAAAUCAAUAUUAGCACGCCGUAGCCCUAAUCAAAACACAUCGCGCAACGCUGUGCUGUGCUUGCCACCAGCCAGGUGACAAAAGCAAGAGAGAACGCGUUACAUAUUAAUGAAAGGGCCGAAGCAUACCGGUGCAUUAAGCCGGUGAUAAACCGUGCUUUGCAGCGGCGGAUUCGCAUCCUUGUCGCGAAGGAGGAGAAUCGCGAACGCAUGAAUUCUCUCCCGAUGACUCGUCGAAGAAUUCAUUCGACGGACAUUACUGUAUAAUCGCACGCAAAAUUUAUUAACAUUCAAGUAAUAGGAGCUCAGGAACGAGCUCCGGCAGGAAACAGUCCCUCUUGUCGGCGAUUCCGAAUUCUCUCAUAACGGUAUCUCUCAAUCUUUUUUCCUACAUGUCACAAUUGUCUCAUACGUGUCAUACUUCUCGCCAUACUUUGUCAGCUCUCUCGUCAUCUUUGUUUUUCUCUUUCUUUUCUUUUUAGACUCGACCGCCGUUAUGGCAUGUAGACGCGAGGCAUGCGUGAUCGUCGUCGUCCUACGACGACGACGGUGUAACGCGCGACGGCGAAACUUUUUCGCGCCAAUUCCGCGCGACCACGUGCGUGCGAUGACAUACGCAUACACACGCCGAGGUGUGCGUACAGAGACAUCAUUGCGUACCACAACGGUUCCACAUAAGCGGCCGAGUAUCGAUAUCGAAUCGGUCCGAUUCUGGGAAAUAACGCCCGGACAAAGUCCGCGACAAUUGGUUCCGGCGGAUUAGAAAGUAAAGUGCGCGAAAGACAGCGAACGAAAUCGCGACGAUUUUAGCAGCGUGAUAUGCUCGCCUCCCGACGAGGAUCCCGGGAUGAAGAUAGAAAUAGUCCGAUCGGCGUGCAAAUUAUCGGACAAUUAUACACGAUGCACAGAGAGCGUAGACGACCGUUAGGGAAAAUCUCUGGAUGAGAGAUCUACUGAAUGUUGUACGCUGAGAGCAGCCUGGCCGAUAUCAGGCCGACGAAGAUGGUGAACAUAGAUAUCUUCCGACACUUGAAAAAUGACAGCCAGUUUUUCAACCUUGACGAAAUAUGGGACCUGCGACGUUACUUGAGCACGGAAGUGGAUAAUCCUCCCGAUCUCGAUACACUGCUCUACUCGUUGCAGUCUCUACCGAGAGAUGAACCCGGCGAGCUCAACGAUAGUUCCAACGGGAACAUGGAUCAACGUAGUCAGAUCAUGGAUCAGCAUGAUCUCAGCGACAGCGACGCACUGCCUCUGUUGAAUCCGAACGAGGUGAUACCGCUCACACUGCCCAUCGCGCCAUCGUACAAGGAAGUACAAACGACAGGAAACGCAACGGAGGAGAAGAUCCAGGUCGGGGACAGCGUCGAGAAUCAGGAUAGUGAUAAAUCCGUAAUAAAAGACGAGCCCAUGUCGGAAGAUGAGCUAGUAAUAAAAACCGAGCCAAUCGACACAAGCAAGGCUGACGAAAAAGAGAGCAAGGAAAACGAAGAUGAAGAUUGCGAUGUGGUAAACGGCAGGUUGACGGAGGAGGAGCUGAAGGAAGGCAAAGAGGAGGAAGAGGAGAGGCUGAAGAAGGAAGAGCUGAAGCUGGAGGUGAAGGAGGAGAACGAGCAGAGACAAGUAAAGCACGAGAACGAAGGACAGGAGGACACAGCAUUGCUCACACCUUCGGACUUCCAAACGCCGUUGUCGUCGCCCAUCAACGUCGCGGACGUUGACGUGGACGCUUCCUCAGUCUCGUCUCUCAUGGUGUCGCCGAUCAAGCUCAUGAGGCUGUCGCAGUCGGAAUCGAGCCAGUCGCCAGAACACGCGGUGUAUCGCAUCAAACGGGACAGGAGGAAAAAACGGGAGCCGCCGAUGAUAAUCCCACCGUAUCAACCGUCGCAGCAGGCGAUAUGCGAGAACGAAGCGUCGUCCCAGUAUCCGAAACCUCCUUAUUCUUACUCGGUCCUCAUCAUGUUGGCCUUGAAGAAUAGCUACCGGGGAGCUCUGCGGGUCUGCGACAUCUACAGUUUUAUAUGCUACCAUUUUCCUUACUUCAGGACUGCGCCUGCGGGGUGGAAGAACUCGGUAAGGCACAAUCUUUCAUUGAACAAUAGAUUCGAGAAGGUCGAUGACGAUGAUGACGAUGAUGGUGACGGCGAGCCGAAAAACAGUACCCAAAAGAAAGGGGGCCUGUGGAGAUACGCUCCCGACAAGACCAAGAAGCUGGUCGAAACCAUGAAGAGCCGUUCGAAGAAGGACCCAGCGGGCGUCACGCUAUCCAUGUCUGAGCCACACAUGUUGGAACGGCUGGAACGCGGCGAGAUGAAGUUCGUGGUUGGCAACCCGAACAUGGAGUACAUAGAGGAAGAGAAUUACAUGGAGAACGACGAAGACGGCAGUAGCGACGAGAACUCUAUGGAAUCCGUGCCCUCCGUGACUCUCGAGGCCGAGGGACAGCAGAGUCUUUUGCACGAGGAAGAAGAAGCAGAAGCUAUGGCGCAGGAGCACGUUGAGGCGCAGUAUCCUCUGGCAGACCACGGCCACCAGGACGAAAGUCACGAGGAGGAGAAUGGCAACGCCAACCAAAUCGAGGUCUACGGACAGGUUCAUGCGACGAGCUUGCCGCACCAGGUGCACUUACAUCUGCAUGAAGUGUCGCCGAUUCAGAAAAGAAGGAGAAUGAGUAACUCUGAACCAGUGCAGAACGCUCCGGUCGUCUUGCAGGUUCAAGAGAACACGGUCCGCCGAAGAAUCGCGGUGAGACCGUCCGGUUCUCCAUCCGGACCGCAAGCCGGACCGUCCAGGCUACAAGCCGGACCACUCGGAGCGCUCACCUCACAACCCGUAACGACAGCUCCCCAAUACGUCAUCUUAAAUAUCGAUAAAUCUUUGCUUUAAAUCAUCAUUAUAUCAAUGAAAUAUAUUUGUACAAUAGCGUAAUGUAGAUUACACCCCACAGUCUGUCUCACUGCUCACCGGCGAACUGCGUUCGUCAAUGGCACAUUCCCGAAGAAACUCUGAGACCAGGGUCUCAGUACUCAGUCGAAAACUAAAGUCGAGGCUAAAGUUUCUUUUUUCAUUCAUGGGAAAGCGUUUGAUAGCGUUUGAAGAGAUAAGCAAUCGGCCAUGGAUAGGAAUUCCGCGCGCUCGGCUACGGUAUAUCUCACAAUAGCAGAUACCCUUGAGCCCUAAAUAUUAUGACGAUAGUAUAAUUGUUACAAUUGACGAAGAAGCGGUGGGACACUCUGUGCAUAUUAUAUAUUUUUGUAAUUUUUUGAGACUUAAUCUUUUUUAUAGAUUGAUUAUUUUAAAGUACAUAUAUAGUGUACAUAUUUCCUUUGUACUUUGCAUGUGUGCCUGUAUAUACGUGCACGCACACACGUGUACAUACAUAUAUAAGCAAUGUCCUAUAUUUUAAUGAAAAUAGCUGAAUACCUUGCAAUAAUGCUUGAUAUACAUUCAGCUGCAUUUAUAUUUAUAUUUAUACAUAUACGUAUAAGAGUGAUACAAGCAAUAUGUCCGUAGGCACAAACGUACAUAUUAUUAUAUUUAUAUCAUAAUUUUUUUUAUAUCAUAAUUGAAGUAUCGGAGGCUUGCAAAAAUUCGUCGAAUUUUCACUUGUAUCUCUUUUACUUCGAUAACAAGGAGACAGCACACGUCACGGUUAAUUAAAGUACCUGUGUGCCGUCACUAUGCCAGUUUCUACCAUUCUUCAUACGUUUUCAGGUCAGGUUAGAAUAUCUUUCGAGCUAGUAAAACCAUGAAGGAUCCGAGAAAUAUUUUGCAAGUCCCUGAUGCAAGAAAUAGCUCGUAAAGUUUUAAAGCUUCAUAAUGCGUAACUUGGUUCUUUACAUGUCUCAGCUGUUAAAAAUUCUGAGAAGUGAUUCUGAAAGCAAGCACAUACGAACACACGAUGAUUUCGUACGAAUUUGAUACGCCUUUCAAGGGCUUGACUAGCUUUUCUACUAUCAGGCGACGAGCGUGUAUGGCCAAUCGCUUUUCAGAUUUUUUAUCUUUUUAGUACAAAGACUACUUUGACGACGCGGGACCAGACUUACAUGCGGGAGAUUUAAGUUGAAAUAUUAUUUAAUAUCGCUGUAAAUACAGUACACACAGUAUUGACUUGUACAUACUGUCGUAUAUAGUAUAAUAUUUUUUUAAUAAACGUAGCUCUCCCAUAAAGUGUGUGAUGCUCGGUAAUAUGAUGAAACACGUGCGAGACAGAAUUCGCGAGCUACAUAGCGAACAAUAUCUGUAAACUGAUUGACAUACCUACGUACCUGGUGAAUCGUCGAUAAAUCCAUAGAUCCAUAAGUGCUUCUGCAAACUAGUGUAAAUCAGUUCAAACGGACACGUGUGCUUUGUACAGAUUUUUUAUUUAUGUGACUAGCAUGUGACCUGCAGGAAUUUUUAUAUUGCUACCGCGCGAUAUCGAGUCAACGGCGUGUAAUGUGCGCCGUUUGGUGGAGUUUGAAUAAUUUCAUCGACUUCAUCGAGCCUGACGAGUGAGAAUGAAUUAAACGUUAAACGAACAUACGAAUCUCGCAACUUGUCACUGCCAAGAGUGGCCAAAGAUAGGAAUACGGUGAAACGUUGGCGACGAGUCCACGAUAAUAAUUACACGAUGCAAAUCUCGGCCGAAAAUUUCGCAAAAAGAUUCUUGGCGAGAGUUUAGAAAGAAUAGACGACAAAAUAGCAUAGAGGAUAAAAAUGACUGAGCGUAAGAGAGAGAGAGAGAGAGAGAGAGAGAGAGAGAGAGA